UUUUAAGAUAUAUACAUACGAAUUAAUUUUUUUUUCCAAGAAGAAGCUCGCAGAUCCCUAUUCGCCCUUGAUCCCUCUUUCUCUCUCCGCAUGAUAUAGUGCUGCCACUGGUGAGCAAUGCGCAGAAUCAAUUAUAGCGUGUAUUCAAACUUGAGAUAGGCUUACGAGGGUAUAAGGGAAUCGCAUCGUGGGUGGUCCGUCGAGCGGGAACGUGUGUGGUCCGGCAGGUUCAUGCGCGCUUGAAGUGCAGACGCUGUCGCGGCGAGAUUGUAGAAGAUGCGAGACGCUCCGGCCGAACGAAAUCAAGACCUUGUCCCGUGGUUAGCCGAAAUCGUAUAUAAGAACAACGGCCUCGACUCGUGAACGCGACGAGCCAAACAAAAAUGAUAUUUUUGCUGGUUCUCUAUUGCUUGCUAUUUCACGGAUCGUCAUCAACACUGGAGAAUGAGCUUAACAAUGAUGGCGAAAAUAUUACAUGGAAGGAUAUGGACUUGAGUCCUCGGCAUAGAAUUAAAGAUUCUAGUUAUCUGCUUGAUAGAUAUCCCAUAGGAGAACUGCCACUGGAUGUAUCAACUUGUCGCAGACCUGCCAAAUGUGUUCCACUUCAUAAAAGUACCUGCAUGGGUACAAAAUUACCCUACUCCUUUACAACAUUGGAUCUUAUACCAGAGCGUGUGACUCAAGAUAUUAUUGAGGAAAGAUUGCACUUGUUACAAGCUUUAAGACAUGUACCAAAGUGCUGGGCCGUUGUUCAACCAUUUCUGUGUUCGAUAUUUAUGCCAAAAUGCAUCAAUAAUACAGUUGAAUUGCCAUCUCAAGAGAUGUGCAAAAUGGUAUCAGGACCCUGCAGAAUGUUAAUUAAUCACACGAUAUGGCCGAAUUUCGCAAAGUGCGACAAUACAAAAUUAUUUCCGCGAUUAUGUAAAAAUGACAUUAGAGAAUUGAAAUUUAAUAUUACCGGUAAAUGUUUGAAGCCUCUUGUGCCUACUGACAAUGCCCUUGCAAUUUUUGAUGGGGUGGAAGGCUGUGGAACAGAAUGUUAUGACCCAUUAUACACGUCUGAUGAGCACAGUCAAAUACAUUCGUUCAUUGUAUGGGCUGCAGGUAUCUGUUGCAGUUUUAACUUGUUCACUGUUAUAACAUUUUUGAUAGAUUGGAGAAGUGCAAAUAAGUAUCCAGCUUUAGUCAUAUUUUAUAUUAAUGGUUGUUUUCUUGUUUCUUGCAUUGGCUGGUUAGUUCAAUUUACUCCCAGUGGUAGAGAGGUAAUUAUAUGCCGCAAAGAUGGAACAUUAAGGAUGAGAGAACCAAGUGGGGAAAAUUUGUCUUGUGUUGUUGUCUUUGUUCUUGUCUAUUAUUUUCUAAUGGCAGCUAUGGUAUGGUUUGUCAUAUUGACAUAUGCUUGGCAUAUGAGUUUUCGAGCACUUGGCACAAUACAAGAUCGUAUAAACAAGAAGAGCGCUUAUUUUCAUCUAAUUGCUUGGUGUGUACCACUCGUUUUGACAGUUGCAAUCAUGGCGCUAGGCCGAAUCGAUGGUAACAGCAUGACAGGGAUAUGUUUCGUGGGUUAUGCUGAUCAUGCAGCAAAAGCUUUUGUACUAGGUCCAGUGUUAAUUGCUGUACUCGUAGGAGGAUAUUUUCUAUGUAGAGGACUUUACACACUUAUACGCUUAAAGAUAAGCAGUCAAGAAAUUAUAUCUGAAAGGGCAAGCUCAAAGAUAAAACAAACCAUUGUUAGGAUGGGGCUUUUUUCUAUAGCUACUCUUGCAGCGGUUGUUGUAACAUUUUAUUGUCAAAUUUACGAGAUUCAACACUCUUGGGAAUGGCGACAAAGUUUUAGAAAUUAUAUGAUAUGCGCAAUAACGACGAUGUAUGCAGACGUGUCCGACUGCAAAAUAGACAUGAGACCUAGCACAGGUAAAUUGCAAUUACAUUUGCUUGCACUAUUUUCCACUGGCAUUCUUAUGUCCUCGUGGGUUUGGACUAGUUCGACGGUCGAUACAUGGUGCAGAUUUUUGAGGAGUGUGUGUUUUUUUUUCAUUUGCAGAAUCUUCAAUCGCGAGUCUGAAGAGCCCCCUAUAAGACUGAGUAAGCAUAAACUUAUCGCGCAUUUAUUCGCGAACCGUAAAACGUUUAACAAGGCCGGACGACUGUCCAUAAGUUUUCACAACACUCAUGAGGAUCCGGUCGGAUUGAAUUUCGAUCUCAACUCCGCGGCAUCGCAAGACUUUAGCACGACUUGGGCAGCUGCUCUGCCAAAAUUAGUGACGCGAAGAGGUGCGCUAGUCGGUGGUACUACAGGAUCUGUGUCUAGCAAUAGACGAAAUUCAGCUGAUUCUGAAAUCAGUUAUAGUUUUCGAUGCGUCUCUAUGGAAUCCAGACGAAACUCAUUAGAUUCGCAGAUAUCUGUACAGAUUGCACAAGUGAAAACCACGCGAAAGGUCGCCAGUCGAUCGCGUGGUCGCCGCGGGAAGAGCAGAAGAGACUUUGGGAAAUCCCGAUCGAGUAAAAUCGAUCCGCUUUCCAGGAGAGGCAGCACCACUUCCCAGGAUAGUCAACUGAUGACUCAAAUACCUAUGGUAUUUCCAAUCCAAAUGCCCAAUAUGGGUAGAAGAUUAGGGAAUGCUGGAUUGGACGAGCGACCCUUGGGCUUGAAGGUCAUCGAUACCAAAGACACAGGCAUGUUGUUGCCUUUUUUGUUGCGAGGGCAGAGUGGCAGCGACGAAAAUUUAAGCAGUGAAGAAAAGAGACAUCAAGAUAUGGCUGAUAAAGACGUCGACAUAGAGACGGGUAAUAUGGAAAAGGAGGAUGAGCAGGAUAGCGACAGCGAAGAUAGUCAGCUGGAGGAAGAAGUAAAGAUGCUUGACCCAGAGGAAGUGCACGAACGUAGUAAGAAUAAAAAUAGCAAUAAGAAGACUUACGAGGAUGAUCGGAGAAAUCGUGAAGGUAGUCAUAGGAGCAAAUACGUCCUACAGGACGAAGCUAUCUUGAAACAUUUGCUUCAAGAGACUGGCGAUGUCAAGAUGAAGAACGAAAAUGAAAAGAAGGAAGUGUAUAGAAAAACUGUGAUGGACGACAUGGACUCUAGUCACGCCUCGUGUUAUCCAGAAUUAACGAGAUUAUUGCAAAACGACGGGCCUACCAACGCCAGAGAAAUGGCAACGCAGACUUCGUUGCCACUCGACAUACUGGAAAUGGAGGAGUUAAAGCAAAGUAUCGACGAAAUAAUCAAUAGCAGACAUUGUAGUUCUAAAGGGACUCAAAUAUCGCCGCAAUUGAAAAAAGGCAAAAAUAUUGUGACAUAAGACUGACAA
Messenger RNA from Cataglyphis hispanica, 3311 nucleotides. RefSeq names its product protein smoothened (gene smo). The record is from RefSeq and is a predicted model, not a curated record. Gene Ontology annotation, cellular component: dendrite; cilium; plasma membrane. NCBI's taxonomy places the organism in Eukaryota, Metazoa, Arthropoda, Insecta, Hymenoptera, Formicidae. Gene Ontology annotation, biological process: central nervous system development; positive regulation of smoothened signaling pathway; smoothened signaling pathway. Gene Ontology annotation, molecular function: transmembrane signaling receptor activity; patched binding. Bases 384 to 3302 code for a protein of 972 amino acids. The transcript has 8 exons.